Molecule: messenger RNA, 1857 nt
Organism: Aspergillus chevalieri
Lineage: Eukaryota; Fungi; Ascomycota; Eurotiomycetes; Eurotiales; Aspergillaceae
Product: putative G-patch domain protein
Exons: 1
Coding region: 1-1857 (618 amino acids)
Cellular component (GO): nucleus
Molecular function (GO): RNA binding
Source: RefSeq, a predicted model, not a curated record
AUGGAUGAGGAGGAUUUGCGCGAGGCUGAGGAGGCGAGGGAACUCCAGACGAGUAGUGAUUUUGCUGGCUUUGGGUCUACGGAUGCGGAUACUAUGCGCCGUGCGGGAUUGAUGGAUUUGUUCAAGACGGGUGGUGAGACUAUGGGUGUCAAACUGUUGAAAAAGAUGGGAUGGCGAGAGGGUCAAGGCAUCGGUCCGAAAGUGCGACGGAGAGCCAACCUCGAUGACCGUGCUGCUCAAAGCGAAGAGACGUACCUGUUCGCACCGGAUAACCCACCCAUGAUUGCCUUUGUCCAGAAAAACGACCACAAGGGGUUAGGAUAUGAAAGGGAAGCCCGUCUGGACGAGUCGCAUGGCCCCGGAGGAAAGGACACGGGUGAAGAGGAUUCAGAUCCGUUCUUUGGCGGACGAUUGAAAGCUCCUGGGAAGCAAGAGCCAUCCAAGCCAGAGGGGCCACGUCGCGGCGCAUUUGGUGUCGGUGUCUUGAACGAUACUGGAUCGGACGACGAGGACCCCUACUCUAUCGGACCACAAAUUUCCUACAAUCGCGUCAUCGGAGGGGACAAGAAAAAGAAAAAGAAGCAAAAGGAGAAAAAUGGGCCAGGACUGGCCACGGGUUCAGCAUCCAACCCUCUCGUGAGCACCAAGCCAGUCUUCAUUUCCAAGAAAGCCAUGUCAGCCAGGGAUCCUGGCCGCUUUAGGAAAUGUCACGAUGGUCGUUUACCUUUGGAUGGAUUUGUACUUGCAGACCUGGCUAGUCUCUCCAUCUCGUCCCAGGAAAAACGAUACACACCGGAAGUCCCUUCGGAUUGGAAAUCCAGCAAAACACCGUCGCAAGAGAGGGAUACUUCGAAUUACGUUUCUACGGCAGACGCUGCCAAAGCGUCUUCACUCGAUCCUACAUCCCGAGCAGCGCUUCUAGGAGAGGCGCAAUUGCCUUCCAAAUCCAUCUUUGACUGGAUGACUCCAGAAGCCCGGGAGAGGAUAGUAAAAUUAACCGGGAAAAAGGAUCUACCGCCAGCUCUAGGCGAAAAAGCACCCAAGGGCUACGAAAUGUCAGAAUCCCAGAAACGACAAGAUCUCUGGGAUCUGGUUCCAAAACUAGACAAGCAGCUGGCCGUCCAAGCAUUAACCCGAGCAGUCAGCGGCUGGAUGCCCUACUCAGAGGAUCCGGAUAAACGCGUCCGUUACCGGUCUUUCCUUGAAGUGCGUGCUGGGCUUCGUGACAUCCUUCCCGAACGAGUUCCCGGCUCGACGACCGACGAGUGGGUCUCCGAACUACACGAGUUCGCUCGAGCCGCAGAAGUCUUUAAACCAAUGAGCGGUAUCAUGGCAUCGCGAUUCACAUCCGCGUCCUCUGGUCCUAAAGGCUCGUCAGACGAAGCGGGAUCCUCUUCGGAUAACCCGCUACUCAGCAAACCCGCUGAAAAGCCUGAGGAUCCUGCUGUGGCGGCCGCCAAAAUUGGCAUGUUCGGUCCGAUGACCCGGAGCACAAUAUCGUUCUAUCCAGGCCGUCUAUUAUGCAAACGGUUCAACGUGAAACCACCUUCUCAUGUACAGCAAGAUCCUGGGGAAGAACAGCAACCGGGAGGGCCACCUGGUUUCGCUACCGGCGACCGGUUCCAAUCCGCGGGCUAUCAGGCUCCUACCACCGGACCGAAGGAGUUGGUUUCGCGGGAUGUUCUAAAUCAGCUAAUGGUGGAUAGCGGUCGAGCAGAAAUGGGUACGACUGAGACUACAAGAGAGCAGGUAGUCGUGGAGCCAGAACGUAAUGAGGCUCUGGAGGCUGAGCGACCGGGCGAGGCGGUGUUCAAGGCAAUAUUUGGAAGUGAUGAUGAAGAUGAGGAAAUGGAGUAG